This is a messenger RNA of Pistacia vera, 2145 nucleotides long. RefSeq names its product inactive TPR repeat-containing thioredoxin TTL3-like. The transcript is spliced from 5 exons. Bases 66 to 1904 code for a protein of 612 amino acids. NCBI's taxonomy places the organism in Eukaryota, Viridiplantae, Streptophyta, Magnoliopsida, Sapindales, Anacardiaceae. The record is from RefSeq and is a predicted model, not a curated record. Gene Ontology annotation, molecular function: protein binding. Gene Ontology annotation, cellular component: cytoplasm.
UUUCAUCUCGUUGUUGAAGUUUUUGAUUAAUUCUUUUGUAAUAUAUUUUUAUACACAUAACAACAAUGGCUGAGCAUUCACCAGAUAAAAAAUCUGGUUGCGGGUUAUUGAACGCGGUGUUUGGAAGGCGGUGGCCGCGGAGAACCACCUCCACAGGUUCACUUCCCAUUGUCAAUGGCGGCAGCAAUAAAGAUUUUGUCAAAAUGCCGAGCACUCCCAACUCGAAGAGAAGAAGAAACAGUGCUGACGAGAACGUUUUCACGGAAAACGAACCUGAAAACUUAUCGGAAACGCCUCAAAAACCGGCUGCGAAGCCGCCUCAGAUGACGCCGAAUCAUCCGAAACCGCCCCAGCAGCAGCCACGGAAAGCUCCUGAACAUGAACACUUGGCGCCGCCGAAAGCUCAGGCGAACAAUUUGGGGUAUGUCAACCAGGGAAGGAGGGUUCCAAAAGAAGCUGUGGGGAUUUCCGGCGAGCUCGAAAGCAUGAUUGCCGAACAGCAGAAGGGUAGAGGAGGAGGAAAUCUCGUCAGGGCGUCGUCGAGCAACGUGAUGUUGGUGGGAAAUUUAGGAAACUUGAAGACAGGCGGAGGAGGGAACGCAAGUUUAUACGAUCAGUUAGAUAGUUUUUUUCCGAAACCAGCAAGAGAGCAAGAAACAAGCACAACAUCGUCAUCUUCGUUGGCCGGAAAAGCCAAUAAUAACAAAUAUCCGAACAGCGUGAUGGGAAAUGUGGUGAAGAACAAACAGAAUAACGAUCAGCGAGAUAGUUAUAAGCCGAAACCGGGUCCAGACUCUUCGUUAUGCAGGGCGCUGUCGACGAGAAUGGAUCCGGAGACGUUGAAGAUAAUGGGAAAUGAAGAUUACAAGAUGGGAAAUUUCGCGGAGGCCUUGGCCUUGUAUGAUGCUGCCAUUUCUAUCGACCCUAAUAAGGCGUCGUAUCGGAGCAACAAAAGUGCAGCAUUGACAGCUUUGGGGAGGCUUCUUGAGGCAGUUUUUGAAUGCAGAGAAGCCAUUCGGAUUGAACCUCAAUAUCAUCGAGCUCAUCACCGUUUAGCUAACUUGUACCUCAAGUUAGGGGAAGUCGAGAAGGCUAUAUAUCAUUACAAACAUGCAGGGCCGGAAGCCGAUCAUGUUGAUGUAGCUAAAGCUAAAUCGGUUCAAUUACACCUGAACAAAUGCACAGAGGCCAAAAGACUACGAGAUUGGAACACCCUAAUUAAAGAGACAGGGGCCGCGAUAUCAGCUGGAGCAGAUGCAGCACCACAGAUGUUUGCAUUACAAGCCGAGGCUCUACUGAAACUUCAAAGGCACCAAGAAGCCGAUGAAGCCAUGAAGAAUGCUUCAAACUUUGAUGUCGAUGAUUGCACUAGAUUUUUUGGCCCCAUUGCUAAUGCCAAUUUGUUGGUGGUAAAAGCUCAAGUUAAUUUGUCUAUGGGCAGAUUUGAAGAUGCUUUGGCGGCGGUACAGAAAGCGGCGAAACUAGACGCAAACAACAAGGAAGUGAGCAUGGUGAUGAGGAAGGCUAGGGCAGUGGCGGGAGCUCGAUCAAAGGGAAAUGAACUAUUCAAGGGAGGAAAAUUCACGGAUGCAUGUGUUGCAUAUGGUGAAGGACUGGAUCACGACCGAUAUAACUCAGUUUUGUUGUGUAAUCGAGCAGCUUGUCGAUCCAAACUUGGCCAUUUUGAGAAAGCCAUUGAAGAUUGCACGGUUGCCCUUAACAUGCGUCCCAAUUACAGCAAGGCCAGGCUAAGAAGAGCCGAUUGCAAUGCCAAGCUGGAGAAAUGGGAAGCUUCAAUACAAGACUACGAGAUCUUGAAACAAGAUAAUCCCGAGGACGAGGAGGUGAACAAAGGUUUGCUCGAGGCCCAAACCCAGCUCAAGAAACAACGAGGUGGGCCUUGAUCCAAUUUAGAGCGGUUGAGACACAGACAAAAUCAGGCCCAAACAGAACAGGAGCUGCUAGUUUGUAAUAGCACCAGAUAUCAAAACAAGUUCAAUUACAAGAUCAAAAUCAAAUCCUGAGAGGAAAAGAAAAUUAAUUAAAAAAUUUCCGAAGAAAUCAUCCAAAGGGACAAAAAUAUUAAUUUGAUACAUGUUUAUAAUGUUAAUUACGCGUUAGUUUUUUUCUUUUCUUCUCUGUGAU